UUUCGCAACAUAAUAGUCUCACAGACACUAUUUGGAGAAAUCCCGCGAAAAAUCUCAAUGGCCUUUCAUCUUGGUUGCGCUAUUACAUGUCGAAAUAUUUGUUUUUGUAAGCUUGGAUUUACGAAGAACCUAAAGAAAGAGAAAGAAAGGGAUACUUUUUUUGAUGGGAUAAUUAAGGUUGAAGAAUUGUUCAAGGAUCCAUCAUGGUCAAUUAGGGUUGGAGAGAAGGAAACUAUUCAAGUUAGUGUUCCUAAGGUUGUUAAACCGAUUCAGACGAGUACGAUUCUUGUUGUUGCGAAUAAAACACCAAUUGAUGGAAGUAAUGAUGUUUAUGGUUGUGGUGGUAGUGGCGGAGAUGAUGAACUCUUAUCCAUCCAGAAAAAACAAGCUUCUUUACAGAGAAAAGCUGAUGUUUCUUCUUUGGCUGCUGAAGAUUUUGUUCGCAGAUUUGAAACCGGAAAUUUAUUGGAUGUGGGUCAAGAAAAAGCGUACGAUCUUGCUGGAGAAGAUCAAGAUUCUUCUGCUAUGAAUAUAAUGUGCAGAAUGUGCUUCUCUGGUGAAAAUGAAGGAAGUGAAAGAGCAAUUAAAAUGAUUUCAUGUACUUUUUGCUCCAAAAAAUAUCAUAAGAGUUGCAUCAAAAAUUGGGCACAACAUAGAGAUCUAUUUCAUUGGAGUUCAUGGGCCUGCCCUUCUUGCCGAACCUGUGAGGUAUGCCGCAAAGUUGGAGAUCCUACGAAGUUAAUGUUCUGUAAGAGGUGUGAUGGAGCUCACCAUUGCUACUGUCAGCAGCCACCUCACAAAAAUGUUUCUUCUGGACCUUAUCUGUGUCCAAAGCACACGAAGUGUCACAGUUGUGCAUCCACCGUUCCUGGAAGUGGGUUAAGUACAAGAUGGUUUUUAGGGUAUAACUACUGUGAUGCUUGUGGAAGGUUGUUUGUGAAGGGAAAAUACUGUCCUGUUUGUUUAAAGGUUUACAGAGAUUCCGAAUCAACACCUAUGGUUUGCUGUGACGAUUGCGAACGCUGGGUGCACUGUCAGUGUGAUGGAAUCAGUGAUGAAAAGUAUCUUCAGUUUCAAGUCGAUGGAAAUUUAUCUUACAAAUGUGCUGCUUGCCGUGGAGAAUGUUACCAGGUCCGGGAUCAUGAUGAUGCUAUCCAAGAGCUUUGGAGGAGGAGAGACAAUGUUGAUCAAGAGCUAAUUGCAAGCUUGAGGGCUGCAGCAGGAUUGCCAUCUCAAGAAAAAAUGUUAUCCAUUUCACCUUACUCGGAUGAUGAGAAUGACCAUGUUAUUCCAAAGAAUGGCAAUGGUCGUUCCUUGAAGAUUUCAGUCAAAGGAUUAUCUGACAAGUCUGUGAAGACUCCCAAGGAACAUGGGAAGAAAUCUUCCAGCAAAAAGUACAUGAAGAAGACUUAUAAAGUACCCUCUAGUAAAACAGGACCUAAUCAAUUUGAUAGGCUGCAUGAUGCACAAUCUCUUGGAUAUAGCUUGGGCGAUGAAAGGAAUAGUGAUAUGCAAUCAUAUGUAAAUGAGAGAAGUAAUAUUUUAUCACCUCAUUUAGCCAUAGGUUCAGGCCAUUCCAAAGAGAAACGCACUAUUAAUCAAUCAGGGAGUAUGCAACGUGGUUCGAUUGCGGACGGGGAAUAUGUAGGAAACAAGGAAGGCAGGGUGCCCAGAGUUCUCCACAUCAAGAAUUCACACAGUUUAAAUCCUCCGGACAGUGGUGGAAGACACGCUAGCAAGUCAGACACUGUGAAAGGAACGAAGCUAGUUAUACAUCUAGGUUCGAGAAAUCGAAAUAAUACUAAUUCACCUAUAUCCGAGGCUUCAAAUUGUCACAGGGAGCAGGAUUUAAUGGCGUCAAACGGCAGUGAAGACACAAGCCAACGUAAGGCCUAUGCGGUAGAGCCAGCACAAGAUGGAACUGCCAGAUUCGGGGAUGAUAUAGGGGGGAAUUUUGAUAGCGGAGACCGGCUACGAAGAUCGAAACACCGGAGCAGGGAAGGCAGUUCGAAGAAGUUCGGGAAAGUAAAGUCCGAUUUUCCUGAACUGAAUCAUAGAACUGGUAUACUAAAUCUAAGUGAAAGACAUGAAUCUCCUACAGUGGAGAGAACUCGUGUUUUAUUGGGUAGAGGAGUUGAACAUAGUCUGAACGUGAUAGAGCCUUCAGUAGGCAGCACACACAGAAAUGAUGAGGUCCUGCUGAAGAGGCAUUCAAAAGGAAUCCCUAAUAUACAUGGUGAAAGCUAUGAUGGAAUGCCCUCUAAUUUAGAGUCAUUACCUAGAGAUCCAAAACCAUUGCUGAAGCUAAAAUUUAAGAACCCUCAUCCUCAAAACCCCGAGCAGACUUCUAUCAAAGGUCAAAGAUCGAAAAGAAAGAGACCUUCGCCUACUGUGGAGAAAGCCCCUAUUAGGGAAGAUGAGGGCUACUCACAAUUGCAUUCUGACAAUCAAAUAGAUGAGUCCAUUGAUGCCAAUUGGAUAUUGAAGAAGUUGGGUAAGGAUGCAAUUGGAAAGAGUGUUGAAGUCCACGAGUCUUCUGACGGCUCCUGGCACAGGGGAGUGGUCGAUGCAAUUGAGGGGACUUCAACUAUAACUGUUCUUUUAGAUGAUGGUAAUGCUAACACUUUGGAACUCGAGAAGCAGCGAGUUCGGUUUGUUUCUCAUAAGCAAAAGCGGAGGAAACCUUGAGUUUGUACCCUAGAUGUGCAUUUGGAAACAGGUGCUGUAAAUCCAAGUUAAGUUCCCUUUUCGCCUCAUUCUUUCUGGGAGUGCGCCGGAGCUGUUGUUCGGACGUGGAAUCAGACAGGUUCUAUUUGAAUGAUAGUUUCUAAACUGGCACAUGAUCUCGUGCCCGUUGGGGUUUUUAUCUGUUCAAUCCAUUCGCCAAAUAUCCUCAUCAAUUACGUGAUAUAAAGUUUGAAGGUGAUGUGGUUCAACAUCAAGGUCCCGGAGAUGCAAAGCAAGUACUGUAUUAAUGUGUACUUGAAUCAUACGCCUUUCUUUUUUUUUUCUUUUUCGUGCUCACAAUGGGCACUUCCCUUGACAAGCGUUCAAUGGGACAGUGAAAAUAUGUUCAUGUUUAACAAAUGAAAGCUUUUCCAUUUCUAUUUUCUGAGCCAAGCUUCUUUGGUCUUGGUGUUCAGAGGGGCUUCAUACCCUAUAGAGAAGCAAAAUAAAAACUUCCUUUUGUAUGUUUUACAUGAUGGCAUUCAAUUUAGAUUUUCCCACAGGGGUCACGAUAAGAAAUGUAGUGCCCUUCUUUCAUAUGCUAUAUGUGCCUUCUUAUUUUAA
Papaver somniferum (opium poppy) is the source of this 3291-nucleotide messenger RNA. RefSeq lists its product as uncharacterized. Bases 58 to 2688 code for a protein of 876 amino acids. The transcript has 15 exons. Lineage: Eukaryota; Viridiplantae; Streptophyta; Magnoliopsida; Ranunculales; Papaveraceae. The record is from RefSeq and is a predicted model, not a curated record.